AUGGUGUUCAAUUCAGAUCCAGGUGAAGGUACCUCAGAUGGUAGAGUUAAACGCAAGCGAAAACAAAAGCCAAGCGGCUCAAAGACCAAAAUCAAAAUUGAAAACGAUGUCAAAGUUGAACCAAGAGAUGACGCAUAUUUGGUUCAGUGCUCGCCACCACCAUCGCCAAUCGAAGCAAGUGGCAAAAUUAAAUCAGAGAGCGAGAGCGAUGACGAACUGCAUUUGAAAAGCGACCCUUAUUAUGUGAAAACAGAAAUCAAGACCGAGGAAGAAGACGAAUGUUCGAAGAAGAAAUGUGAUGCGCCACCAGGUGGAAACUCAAAUAACAAUGAAAGCGAUGAUCACGAUGGUACGAAUGGAGCCAGCUCAAGACAAAACCUAAAUGGUAACGGAGAACAGCAUCGAAGUAAGCCGAAAGCAACAAAGAAAAGAGGAACGAAUAAAAAUGACAACGCAAAUGUCCGGAUUGACCCAGCCGAAGCAAAAGAUGAAAAGAAACACAAAUGUAAUUUAUGCAGUUAUGCUGCAUCGUAUAAAUAUAUGCUCAUGAGGCAUAUGCGAACUCACACAGGUGAAAAGCCUUUUGAAUGCGAAAUAUGUGCAAAGUCUUUUACACAAAUGUAUCAUUUGAAUAGACACAAGAAAGUCCAUGCCACCGAAUUUCCAUUUCAUUGUCCAAAGUGUCGCCGAGGAUUCAAACAAGAAGUUGAAAAGAUCGAGCACGAAAAUCAAUGCCAACAACGUCAAUACGAAUGUAUUGUAUGCAACUACACCACUGAUUUGUUGUCAAGUCUCAAGCAACACAUGGCAAUCCACAAUGAUGAGAGGCCAUUCGAAUGCCCAGUUUGUUUAAAAACAUUUAAAUUCACAUUUGGGCUUUAUCGUCAUUUGCACACUCACACCGAAGAAUUGCCCUUUUCCUGCUCAAAAUGUGGACUCCGAUCUACUAUCGAAAUCGAUAAACAAUCGCAUGGGGAUCGAUGCAACCGUCGACGAUACGAAUGUCAUAUUUGCCCAUUCAAAUGUUUCAGCAAAAGUGAUUUGAAAUACCACAUGCAAUCAAAGCACACAGGCGAAAAACAAUUUCAAUGCAAAGUGUGUGACAAGAAGUUUGUUUUGAAAGGUUGUCUAAAGAGACAUUUGAUAACUCAUACCGUUUUUUUGUACAGUGUACACGUUGCAACCGAUUUGAGAUCGAUCAACUACAUCAUUCUUAAUUUAUUUCUGUAA
This is a messenger RNA of Contarinia nasturtii (swede midge), 1230 nucleotides long. RefSeq names its product zinc finger protein 227-like. Gene Ontology annotation, molecular function: DNA-binding transcription activator activity, RNA polymerase II-specific; RNA polymerase II cis-regulatory region sequence-specific DNA binding. The record is from RefSeq and is a predicted model, not a curated record. Lineage: Eukaryota; Metazoa; Arthropoda; Insecta; Diptera; Cecidomyiidae. Gene Ontology annotation, cellular component: nucleus. Gene Ontology annotation, biological process: regulation of transcription by RNA polymerase II. The transcript is spliced from 2 exons. Bases 1 to 1230 code for a protein of 409 amino acids.